Molecule: messenger RNA, 579 nt
Organism: Chlorella variabilis
Lineage: Eukaryota; Viridiplantae; Chlorophyta; Trebouxiophyceae; Chlorellales; Chlorellaceae
Exons: 1
Coding region: 1-579 (192 amino acids)
Biological process (GO): double-strand break repair via homologous recombination; error-prone translesion synthesis
Cellular component (GO): nucleus; zeta DNA polymerase complex
Molecular function (GO): DNA-directed DNA polymerase activity
Source: RefSeq, a predicted model, not a curated record
AUGACGCCCUCUGCCAGUGCAGCUGCCGUUGCACCGCCAGCGCCUACUGCCAGCCCGCCGCCACCCCCCGCCGACGAGUUUGUGAUGCGGGUGGUGAGCCUGGAGCACUGCAUGGCAGCACCCCUGCCCGGCGUGGACACGUGCUGGUCAGAGCUGGCGGGGUGCGCGGUGCAGCAGGUGCCUGUAGUGCGCAUCUACGGCUCCACGCCUGCCGGCCAAAAGUGCUGCCUGCACCUCCACAAGGUGAGCGGCCCUGGCCCUGCCUGGGAAGAGGGAAGCCGCGGGUACCAGGCUGGCCCCGACUGCAAAGGAAGCAGCACCAAAGCCUGCAGCCGCCCUGCCACGGCGUGGUUGUGCUGGACACAGGGCGGGCGCCAACGCUGGGUGUGCACACCGUCUUCGCCUUCUCUUCCCCCUGCAGGUCUUCCCCUACUUCUACCUGCCCUACCCCCCAGACCUGCCCCAGGACCCGGCUGGAGGUGUGGCGGCAGCCCCCUGACCACCUCUUCCAGUGCCUUCCUGCUUGUUCGUUUGCUCCUCAAAUGCUGCCCAGCCAACACGCUGCUGGCCGAGUCUUGA